GUCGGAUUUGCCUAGCAGAAGACUGAUUCCGGGGGUUGCAGACGCGUCUUAUAGCGGCGGUGGUCAACUAUCCUUGACGCGUUGACAUUCAGCACGACCAGGGGUACCAAUCAAUUUGGGUACCUGCAACCGGUUCAGAUAUUAUUAUUAUGAUAGAUAGCUUACGAACCAUAUGCAGAUCAUCAGCCAAACCGCGGGCGAUGAAGGAGGUUAUGGUGGUGGUCCCCCGGUUUGGCUCUGCAAAGGUGGCACAGCGCGAGGUUGACUCCCUCGUUUGUAACCGGAUACUCGAUGGCGAAGAGCAGUAUCUUGUGAAAUGGAAACGGAUCGUUGCCCCGAAUGCUUACUCAUGGCAUUAUCUUCCCGAGCUCACACUUUGCCUGGCCUUACUGCAAGACUACCUUAAGGCUCGACGAGAACGGAUACAUUCCAAAACCAGUAAUCUAAAACGAAAAAGCCCGCAUGCAGAACAACGGGCUCACCUCUAUGAGCAUGACCCCCAGAGUCGAUCACCUAGUGUACAGAGCUCCAGUUCGGAGUCCAUCUCUGCGAAAGCCCAGGCGCUGAGUUUAGGCGAGUCCUACAACUGCACGGUUUAUCCCGAUGGGGACCACAUACGAGUUCGAUCGUCUUUGAGACUUCCAUGUGCCGAACGGAUUCCCACAGCCGAGAUGAUGGCCGUCGCGGCAACCUCGUCAACGCGGCAUGCUUCCCACAAGAUCCGCACUCAUAUCCUUAAGCGACUGAAGGCGUUGCCGGGUCCGGAGAUCACGUAUCAAAACAUCCAUGACGCAAGCGACAUUCCCUUGCGGUUUGAAUUCAUCGAAGCGUGCGUCCUUCGGGAAGGGCUCACCCGAGUGGACCCGGAGACGAUCGUCGGCUGCCAGAAAGAAUGUCGGCCCAAUAUGGGCAAGAAUAUUGGGUGCCAGCUGUCCAUUUGCGAAUGCCUAGAGUUCGCGGCGGUGCAAGAAGGUCGGCUCAACGAAGAACAAUGGGUACGAUAUAGGUCUAAUCCCGGGGAUACGGCGGGACUGCCAAAACGGUUUCCGUAUCACACGAGCGUGGCCCAGAGGGAUGGGUGUCUGGUGGAGUUUUAUCUCCGUGGUCGCCACCCCAUUUACGAAUGCAACCACCGUUGCAAUUGCGGCCCGGGUUGCAACAAUCGCAUGGUCCAACAUGGACGCCAGCUUCCGCUCGAGAUCUUCAAGACGAAGGACCGCGGCUGGGGACUCCGGUGCCCGCUCGCGAUCCGUAAAGGUCAGUUUAUCGACACGUAUCGCGGCGAAAUCAUCACGGACGAAGAGGCGGACCGUCGUGAAGCACGGAGUGGCAAAGGAAAGGAGUCUUACCUUUACGCGCUGGAUAAGUUCGAGGACGAGCUUCGCGAGCGAGAGGAAGCGCCGUACGUCGUGGAUGGGGAGCACAAGGGAGGGCCUACGCGGUUUAUGAACCACUCGUGCGACCCGAACGUCCUGCAAUACACGGUGUCGUACAAUAAAUACGACCAGAAAGUCUACGACCUGGCGUUCUUCGCCCGGCGAGACAUCCCCGCCAACGAAGAGCUCUCGUUCGACUAUCUGGAUAAGGACGAGGAAGAUAACGAAGCCGGGACUGGGGUGUUGACUUCGCAGGUCGACGACGUGGAGGUGUGGACGCCUGAUGACAAUGGGACGGUGGUUCCGUGUCGCUGUGGAGCGGAGAAAUGCCGAAAGGUGCUUUGGACUUGAGGAGACGGCUGCGGUCCUCUAAUGACGGGAGGAAAGGCGUGGGCAGGAAACCUCUGCAUUUUGAUAGAUACAGUUGUACUGUGCAGGACCACUGCGAAGUGGAACGAAGGGACGUAAUAGGCGUCGCUAGGCAGGAUGAACGAGACAUGGAUAACCACGCCGGGAUGCAUAGACACCCCUCUCAAAAUGGCAGAGCGCUGGAAUUGAGCGAUCGGUCGACAUGCUGAUGUCGGAUAUAUGGAGGCGCCCUUAUUAUUAAUUUGGAGGGGCCGUUCAUGUUUGAUUACAGGCUCCGCACCCCAGAUAGCAGCGUGCCCUGGAGCCGCGGGAUAAUUCAACGCAAUUCGAAAGCAUGGGCUUAUGACGGAGACUUGAUCUAUGAUAUGAGAGGAUU
Messenger RNA from Eremomyces bilateralis CBS 781.70, 2121 nucleotides. Its product is annotated as SET domain-containing protein. The record is from RefSeq and is a predicted model, not a curated record. NCBI's taxonomy places the organism in Eukaryota, Fungi, Ascomycota, Dothideomycetes, Eremomycetales, Eremomycetaceae. Gene Ontology annotation, molecular function: protein binding; zinc ion binding; histone methyltransferase activity. Bases 150 to 1727 code for a protein of 525 amino acids. Gene Ontology annotation, cellular component: nucleus. The transcript has 5 exons.